Molecule: messenger RNA, 4471 nt
Organism: Rhincodon typus (whale shark)
Lineage: Eukaryota; Metazoa; Chordata; Chondrichthyes; Orectolobiformes; Rhincodontidae
Product: band 4.1-like protein 1
Exons: 22
Coding region: 202-3033 (943 amino acids)
Biological process (GO): cortical actin cytoskeleton organization
Cellular component (GO): cytoskeleton; plasma membrane
Molecular function (GO): actin binding; structural molecule activity
Source: RefSeq, a predicted model, not a curated record
AUACGUGCAGUGUGUGUGUGUGGCAAACGAACCGCGCAGUCUAGGCGUGAGCUCGCAUUCAGCUUUACGGUCUCCACACGUUACUGGAGCUGUCAACGCAAAGGCUAGUGGCUUGAUCCUUGAUCACAACGUGUUCCCUGAUGAACAUCGCCCGUGCUGCAAACCUGCUAAGCUCCUGACGCCACAGAAUAAUUUGCAACUAUGGCUACAGAAUCCGGCACGGAUUCUGAAUUGACGAACGUUCAGCAGGAUCCCCCUUCACAGGAGCAGCAGCCUGUUGUGCAACAAGAGCUGGCAGCCAAUAAAGAACAUAAACCAGCAGAUACCAACACUAACCAGCAAGAUCAGAAUGCUGAAAAAGAUAAAAAAGCAGAAAACAUUCCAAAAGUGGUUGAAGAGUUGGACGCUGGAGAAACAGAUGAUGACAAAACUUCAGAAAGGACCACACCUGGCAAAACCCCCAAAUCUCCAUUAAAAGGAUCCAAAAAACCAAAGACCAUGCCAUGCAAGGUGGCCCUUCUGGAUGGCACAGAAUUUGAGUGUGAAGUGGAGAAACGGGCCAAGGGACAAGUGCUUUUUGAUCUGGUCUGCGAGCAUCUCAACCUGCUGGAGAAGGACUACUACGGGCUGACAUUUUGUGACUCUGAAAGCCAAAAGAACUGGCUGGAUCCUUCAAAGGAGAUAAAAAAGCAAAUCCGAAGUGGCCCUUGGCAUUUUGCGUACACAGUGAAGUUCUAUCCCCCAGAUCCGACCCAGCUUUCUGAAGAUAUCACAAGGUAUUACCUAUGUCUGCAGCUGAGAGAUGAUAUUAUCUCUGGACGGUUACCUUGCUCUUUUGUGACACAUGCUCUAUUGGGGUCGUACACUGUUCAGGCUGAGUUGGGAGAUUAUGAUCCUGAGGAGAAUGGACCUGACUACGUCAGUGAGAUUCGCUUUGCCCCGAACCAGACAAAAGAACUUGAGGAAAGGGUGGUAGAACUGCAUAAGACCUACAGGGGCAUGACACCAGGAGAAGCAGAAAUGAACUUUUUGGAAAAUGCUAAGAAGCUGUCUAUGUAUGGAGUGGACUUGCAUCAUGCUAAGGACUCUGAAGGAAUUGAUAUCAUGCUUGGAGUUUGCGCAAAUGGUCUUCUGAUCUACAGAGACCGGUUAAGAAUAAAUCGCUUUGCUUGGCCCAAGAUUCUCAAGAUUUCGUACAAAAGGAGUAACUUCUACAUUAAAAUCAGACCUGGAGAAUAUGAACAGUUUGAAAGCACCAUUGGUUUCAAGCUUCCAAAUCACCGAGCUGCCAAGAGACUCUGGAAAGUCUGCAUCGAACACCACACGUUUUUCAGACUUGUGUCUCCUGAGCCACCUCCAAAAGGAUUUCUCGUAAUGGGCUCAAAGUUCCGUUAUAGUGGCCGUACACAGGCUCAAACUAGGCAAGCCAGUGCUUUAAUUGAUCGGCCUGCACCCUAUUUUGAACGCUCCUCAAGCAAAAGAUAUACAAUGUCAAGGAGUCUAGAUGGAGAGUUUUUCCGUCCAGCUUCAGUCGGGGAAAAUCACGACGCACUUUUGAAAGAGUCAACGAAAGAUGCAAGCGAGACUUCAAGGACAGAGACUCCAGACACAACACAGUCAGACAGCAAGAAAUCCUCCCAGAAGUCAGAAAAAACCGAGGAAGUGACCACACCAACAAAAAUUAAGGAAAUGAAGUUCCUGGACAAAUCAGAAGAUGUACUGUUGAAGCAUCAAGCCAAUAUCAAUGAACUAAAACGAACUUUACAGGAAUCCACUAAUAUUAAGCUAAGUCAUGGUGACCGGGAAAAGAAAUUAACUACUUCCCCAUCUUCAUCGAAAUCCAAAGACAAAGAGCAGGAGGAGUCACAGAAGCUCCAGCAGUCUGCGAGAGCUGAAGAGGAGGCGAAGGAAGAGCCUGCUUCUCAAGUGGGUGCCAUUGCCUUAUCUCUGGAAGCUUCAGCAAAGAAAAGCCUUGCAUCUUCUCCUGAGACUAAACCUCCUAUUCUUGAAUGUGCCUUGGAAGACAGGGAAGUAAAAGCCUCACAGAAAGCUUCAAAAUCUCCAGGGAAAUCACCAGUAAAAGGAGAGACGUUGGAAAGUACUGUUACUUCAGUAAAUAUCACACAGAGUACUGAAGCAAAGCAGGAACCGCAAAGAAAGCCCACGGUAGCCAAACAAGAAUCUGAAGAAGCCAUGGAGCAGAUGCAAGAACUUGUGACCCAGCCGUUGGUGACAAAGGAGAUAGGGAUGGAAGCAGAACACAAACAUUCAAACAUCUCUAUAAAUUCCUCAGGAAAUUUUGAAGCUGAGAAAGAAUAUACAGUACCAGGUACAGUCGAAGAAGUAGAUGGAAUAUUAGAAGUGAACAAGUUAUCAACACAAACCAAGAUGUCGAAACGAGAAAGAACAGACAGUGCUACCUCUGAAGAUAACGUCAAUACUCUGCCUGAUAAAAGUACUGAAAGACAACCUGUUCAAGAGGAUGGAAAGGACCAACAUAAGAGCAUUGACCACGAACCUGAAAACUCUCAAGAGAAACCUCAACAGGAGGAUAUUAUGAAAACAAAAUCUGGACUGCCAAGUGAUGGAAAGAGGGAAACUUCUUCAAAAGAAACAUCUUCACCUAUUGAGGCAAAAUCAAUCACAAAAACCCAGGUUACCAUUAUCCCAGAUCUGGCAAAUGAAACUGUAACAAGUUCACAAAGUAUUGUCUCAGAAACUGUAUCCACAUCAUUUGUUGACGGUGGCAGUGGCGCUACAAAUGUAACAAGCUCUCAGUCUGUGACUUCUGAAACCAUAUCCACGUCAACCACUACUCAUAUCACUAAGUCAGUGAAAGGAGGAUUUUCAGAAACCAGGAUUGAGAAAAGAAUCAUCAUCACAGGUGAUGCUGACGUUGACCAAGACCAGGCUCUGGCUCUUGCAAUUAAGGAAGUGAAACAGCAGCACCCUGACAUGCUCGUGACAAAAGCUGUGGUUUAUAAAGAAUCAGAGCCUGAAACAGAGCAAAAUGCAAAGGAAUCAAAGGAAUAACAUAUGGAAGUGGAAGUCCUCAAAACACCGCGAAUAACAGAAUGGAAUCACACUGAUGCUUUCAUCAGCACAGACUUUCUCUGCCUUGUUAGUUUACGCAGAAGAACCAGGAAAGAAUAUCAAUAUCAAUGUAAAAAUAUACUCCUGCUGUGCAAAGAAACAUUUCAGUUCCAACCACCGCCAAGAAAAUAAAACAUUUGCAAGUCGAGAAAACGCAUGUUUUGAGGGGAGAAAGGAAAACUAGAACCUCUAACCAUCAUUGCAAAGUAUAUGAGCUUUUCCAGCAGUCAGAAUCCCACAUGGGAAUACCGUUCAUGGAGAUGGAAGAGAAAUCUUGCAACUAAUGUUUAAUAAUACAUGCUUACGCGAUGGAUGUCAACUUAAUUUCCUCCUUUCUUUUGAUCUGCUAAAGACGGUCAGCAACUAUCAUACAAAUUAUCCGAUGGAAAUGAAUGGCACAUUUUGGUUCCCAAUUUGAAUUUGCAUUAAUUUAUACUGAAGUAUGCUUAUCUGGUUAUGUAAAGAUUGGAUGUAUUUCUCCUCUGAACUUUGUAAUAUUCAAAUGGUAACCUGGUAUUGGUUGUUAACCAAUACUUGGUUUGGCAGCAGUUUGUGUUUUUGUAAAUUAAAAAAGACGUAAUUAUUUGAAAGUGAAUAAUUUUAGGCAAAUGAGGUUUCACAGAUGUCUUAAUCUAAAGAUAGUGGAUAGAAGUUUGUUAGCGCACAACUAGCUGUUACAGGUGAUGAUAUCUAUAGGAAGAUACUCAAACUAGUGGUUCAGUAAAAAUACUUAGCAAUGGUUCACAAAGGACAGAACUUCUCAUUCUGAUCAACAUCCUCACUAUUCCAAGGCACCAUGGACAUCUGGUAUCUAUUCUCAUAGCUUGUUCUAAAUCCUUAAAGAAUUGUUAAAAUAAAUUUAACUUGUUUGUUAAUAGUAAAGCCAGCAACGGAAUAUUAUACAUUGCUGAUUAUACAAAUGGGCUGCUUUACCUAUCUAGCAUGACAAAAGACAUCAGAACUCAAGAUUAGUAGUGAAGCACUUGUGAGUUCUGCCUAUCUAAUUACAUGCUGUCACAUAAGAUAUUAAAUGCCGUGUGCACGCUUAGAUGAUGCAAUGGACAGCUGAGAGAAGCAGAAGAUUUGCACACUUGGCAUUUAAUCAGAUGUAGUUUGUUUGUUUACCAUUGCUAAAUAUAUUUUUGAUAGGAUCGUUUUAGUGACUUACCCAAUAUUUUAAACUGAACGAGUGAUGAAGUAUUUGAGAAUAUUUGCAAUUGUAUCAACAGCAGACAUGAAUUUAUGUGUGCAUGAGUGCAUUAAAACACCAUAAUACAGAUAUGAAAUGCUCCAUAAUUGCUUUUCUCCCCCUAUAGCUCUAUGGUAUGUGUUCAUUGUAUCCUUUUACCUUCAUAGUGAAAUAAAUGUGCCAGUUGCA